Messenger RNA from Gossypium raimondii (Peruvian cotton), 2071 nucleotides. RefSeq names its product protein DAMAGED DNA-BINDING 2. Gene Ontology annotation, biological process: DNA repair; response to UV. Bases 182 to 1819 code for a protein of 545 amino acids. Gene Ontology annotation, molecular function: protein binding; damaged DNA binding. Lineage: Eukaryota; Viridiplantae; Streptophyta; Magnoliopsida; Malvales; Malvaceae. The record is from RefSeq and is a predicted model, not a curated record. The transcript is spliced from 11 exons. Gene Ontology annotation, cellular component: nucleus; Cul4-RING E3 ubiquitin ligase complex.
CCAAUUACUCCGACGCAAAAGUCGGUUCUUUUUCCUCGCAUACAUUUUCCCUCUUUUUGCCCCAAAAAGAUCAAAAAGACACUUUGAUUUCCUCCUUUUCUUUUUUCAAUUUCCUCUUAUCCGAUCACUGUAUUGUCUUCAGUUAUCGUUUUUUGAAUUUGGGUUUUCUUUUUGGGAAAAAAUGGCACCGCAAGUAAGAAGAACGGCGUUCCCUAAGGUACUUAUUGAGAGAGAUACAGACUCUGAACAAAGCUCAUCAGAUGAUGAUGAGGAGGAAGAAGAACAAGAAAAUGAAAACGAAGAGAAAACUGAGGAGUUUAAUGAUACGAAAAAGAAAGGAAAAUCACCCAUUACUAUUAGCCUCAAGAAAGUUUGUAAAGUGUGUAAGAAAACGGGACAUGAAGCUGGGUUUAAAGGAGCUACCUAUAUUGAUUGCCCAAUGAAACCUUGUUUUCUUUGCAAAAUGCCUGGUCAUACUACAAUGACAUGUCCACAUAGAGUUGCUACAGAGCAUGGUGUUGUCCCUGCACCCCAUGUAAAUACUCAGAACCCCGUGGAAUUUGUGUUCGAGCGACAACUUAAACCUAGAAUUACCCCGAUCAAGCCGGCGUAUGUGAUCCCGGAUCAAGUCGAUUGUGCUGUUAUCCGAUACCACAGUAGAAGAGUAACGUGUUUGGAGUUUCAUCCCACUAACAAUCACAUCCUUUUGUCUGGAGAUAAGAAAGGACAACUCGGAAUUUGGGAUUUUGCAAAAGUGCAUGAAAAGACGGUUUACGGAAACAUACACUCUUGCAUACUCAAUAAUAUGAGGUUCAGUCCUUCAAAUGAUGGUAUGAUAUAUGCUGCAUCUUCGGAUGGAACCGUCAGUUGCACAGACUUAGAGACCGGGAUUUCAUCGACUUUAAUGAAUCUUAAUCCAGAUGGUUGGCAGGGUCCGGGGAGUUGGAGGAUGCUUUACGGAAUGGAUAUCAACUUGGAGAGAGGUGUUGUGCUUGUGGCUGAUAACUUUGGUUUCCUCUACUUGGUUGAUAGUCGCUCCAACAGCCAAACCGGGAAGGCAAUAAUGAUCCAUAAGAAAGGAAGUAAAGUCGUCGGUCUACACUGUAAUCCUUUUCAACCAGAUCUUUUGUUGAGUUGUGGAAACGAUCACUUUGCCCGUUUGUGGGAUAUGCGUCGAUUAGAAGCUGGAUCUGUUCUUGCUAAUCUCGAGCAUAGACGUGUUGUGAACUCCGCCUAUUUCUCUCCAUUUUCUGGGACUAAAAUCCUUACCACGUCUCAAGAUAAUCGCCUUCGCAUAUGGGAUUCCAUCUUCCGGGAUUUGGACUCACCGAGUCGGGAAAUCGUACAUAGUCAUGAUUUCAAUCGGCAUUUGACUCCUUUCCGAGCUGAAUGGGAUCCUAAGGAUCCAUCAGAAUCUCUAGCUGUUAUCGGUCGUUACAUAAGUGAAAAUUAUAACGGAACUGCUCUACACCCUAUCGAUUUCAUAGACAUAAACACGGGGCAAUUAGUAGCCGAGGUUAUGGACCCGAACAUUACUACUAUCACUCCCGUGAACAAACUACAUCCACGAGACGAUAUUUUGGCAUCGGGUAGUUCAAGGUCUCUUUUUAUUUGGAGACCAAAGGAGAAGUUUGACGUUGCGGAACAGUCAGAUACGAGGAAAAUCAUCAUCUUUGGAGGAGAUGAGAAAAAGCGGGGCAAGAGGUCAAAAGAUGAUUACGAUGAUGAUUCCGAUGAUGAUAAAUUCAACGUCAAAGGCAAAAACGUAAAGGUCAAGAAACCCGUAAAGCAAAUGACUCAUCGAAAGGCGAAGCGCUGAGUCGAGAACAUCAUUGUCAUAGAUGGAAACUACGCUUCUUUUUGUUUUGGUUUUGUUGAUAGCUUCCAUCAACUAUAUAUAAUCUUGGUAUCAGAUCACUAAUUUUGCCUAACGGUCAGUGAUAAAAGUAGUUUUUAAAGUAGCAUUUAGCUCGAAUCGGUUGAUUGAACUAUUUGAACUAAAAUCGAUUUCUAUUCCGAUUUAGUGUAUAUUUGAACGGUUCGAAGUAAAAUAGGUUUUGAUUAAAAAAAA